Messenger RNA from Tribolium madens (black flour beetle), 1771 nucleotides. RefSeq names its product kinesin-like protein Klp10A. The coding region runs from base 56 to 1723 and encodes 555 amino acids. The record is from RefSeq and is a predicted model, not a curated record. Gene Ontology annotation, molecular function: microtubule motor activity; ATP binding; microtubule binding. The transcript has 2 exons. Gene Ontology annotation, biological process: microtubule-based movement. NCBI's taxonomy places the organism in Eukaryota, Metazoa, Arthropoda, Insecta, Coleoptera, Tenebrionidae.
AGUGAUUUCGGCUCCAAAAUUUGACGCACCUUUUACUCUUUUGACAGUAGGAAAAAUGUUCCCCUAUGUAUUAAACGACAAGGAAACGGCCGCUAAAAAAUCACAAGAAGAGACCAAUUCCCCAAAACAAAAGUCCUCAAAAUACCUCAAUGUACCGUCACAAAACUCGCCUAGUCCGCCUGAGUCACCUAAAAAAUCACGACGAGAGUCCAUAUUUGAAUUCAAGUCAGAAGCGGCGAAAAAAGUUGAACUCAUUGCGAAAAGCAGGGAUGAAAGGAGGCAGAAACAGGCAGAGGAGAAGUCCAUCAGGGAUCAUAUGGGGAUCACGGAACAGAAUAAUCCCUAUUACGAGUUCGCGAGAAUGAUAAAUGAGUUCAAAAGUACUCUCGAGUUUCAUCCGUUAAAAGACUCCGAUCAAGUCGUGGAAAACCAAAUUACAGUUUGUGUAAGAAAACGUCCUUUGAACACUCGAGAAAAAAACAGGAACGAAGUUGAUGUCAUUACUGUCCCUACCAAAAACCAGAUGAUUGUCCACGAACCCAAACACAAAGUCGAUUUGACCAAAUAUUUAGAUAAUCAACAUUUUCGUUUCGAUUACGUCUUUGACGAAACUUGCACAAAUGAGACAGUUUACAAAUUCACAGCCCAACCUUUAGUUAAGACAAUUUUCGAGGGCGGAAUGGCCACUUGUUUUGCCUAUGGUCAAACCGGAGCUGGCAAAACCCACACCAUGGGAGGCGAGUUCAAAGGCAAACAACAAAACUUCAAAAAUGGAAUUUAUGCCUUGGUAGCAACUGAUGUUUUCAAAUUCUUGACUCAACCGCCUUAUAAAGACAAAAACUUGGUCGUAUAUGCAAGUUUUUUUGAAAUUUACGGUAAAGUGGCUUAUGAUCUUUUGGCAAAAAAGCAACGCUUGAGAGUCCUUGAAGAUGGCAAACAGGUGGUCCAAGUGGUGGGUUUAACUGAACGCAUGGUUGGUAAAGUCGACGAUAUUAUGGACUUGAUCAAGAAAGGGAGUUUGGAGAGGACUUCAGGCCAAACCUCCGCUAAUUCUAACUCGUCAAGGUCACAUGCAGUGUUUCAAAUUAUUUUAAGGAGGGCUGGAGGGAAGCAACUUGAAGGAAAAUUUUCUUUGAUUGAUUUGGCAGGAAAUGAACGAGGGGCCGAUAAUUCAAAAUCAAACAAACAAACAAGGCUUGAAGGGGCUGAUAUUAACAAGUCGCUUCUUGCACUUAAAGAGUGUAUAAGAGCUUUGGGCAAAAAAGGAAAACAUUGUCCUUUCAGAGAGAGCAUCUUGACCAAAAUCCUCCGAGAUUCCUUCAUCGGGGAAAAGUCAAGGACUUGUAUGAUUGCGCUGAUUUCGUCUUCGGUGGGGUCUGUCGAUCACACGUUGAACACGUUAAGGUACGCUGAUCGAGUCAAAGAAUUAGUCGCUAAUGAUUUCUGUGAGGUGAACUCCGGAGAGUCGGAAGAGAGUCAGAAUGAGAACGAUCUUUUAUCUUUAGAAUAUGAUCUACUGGAAAAUAGCAAAAACGUGAUUGAUAGUUGUGUCUAUUUUCACCAAAAAGCGUGUCAGCUUUAUGACAAUAGCAAGAAAGUCGGCUACAGUAAGUAUGAGUUUGCCAAAAAUUGGAAGAAUUUGUUAAGAGAGAUGAUCGAUGUUCAGAAAGUUGCUUAUAUUAAAGCGUCGGAAUUUUGCGACAUGCUUGAAGAUGAGGAUUAAUUUUUAUAGUGGCAAUAAAUUUUAAUAAAUCAUUGAUUAAAACAACAA